GACUACAAAUCCCAGCAGGCUCCCGGAACUCUGAGCCUGCGCACCGCACCGCGCAACGCAUGCUGGGGGUCGACUGCUGAGGCCAAGAUGUCGCUGAGCAAGAAAAGAAAGCUUGAGUCGGGGGGCGGCGGCGCAGGAGGGGAGGGAACUGAGGAGGAGAAUGGCGAGGAGCAGGAGGCAGCCCUGCCACGACCCCGGAGGACCAAGCGCGAGCGAGACCAGCUGUACUACGAGUGCUACUCCGACGUAUCGAUCCACGAGGAGAUGAUCGCUGACCGCGUCCGCACCGACGCCUAUCGCUUAGGCAUCCUGAGAAACUGGGCCGCGCUGCGAGGCAAGACCGUGCUGGACGUGGGCGCCGGCACCGGCAUUCUUAGCAUCUUCUGCGCCCAGGCCGGGGCCCGGCGCGUGUACGCCGUGGAGGCCAGCGCCAUCUGGCAACAGGCCCAGGAGGUGGUGCGGCUCAACGGGUUAGAGGACCGCGUGCACGUCCUGCCGGGCCCGGUGGAGACAGUGGAGCUGCCGGAGCAAGUGGACGCCAUCGUAAGCGAGUGGAUGGGUUACGGACUACUGCACGAGUCCAUGCUGAGCUCUGUGCUCCACGCGCGGACCAAAUGGCUGAAGGAGGGCGGUCUCCUCCUGCCAGCUUCCGCGGAGCUCUUCGUGGCCCCGAUCAGCGACCAGAUGCUAGAAUGGCGUCUGGGUUUCUGGAGCCAGGUGAAGCAGCACUAUGGCGUGGAUAUGAGCUGCAUGGAAAGCUUCGCCACGCGCUGCCUCAUGGGCCAUUCGGAGAUCGUGGUGCAGGAUCUGUCCGGAGAGGAUGUGCUGGCCCGGCCGCAGCGCUUUGCCCAGCUCGAGCUGGCCCGCGCCGGCCUGGAGCAGGAGCUGGAGGCUGGUGUGGGCGGGCGCUUCCGCUUCAGCUGCUACGGUUCCGCGCCUCUUCACGGUUUUGCUAUCUGGUUUCAAGUGACCUUUCCUGGAGGGGACUCGGAGAAACCUCUGGUGCUGUCCACCUCGCCUUUUAACCCGGCCACACACUGGAAGCAGUCGCUCCUCUACUUGAAUGAGCCGGUGCCAGUGGAACAAGAUACGGACAUUUCAGGAGAGAUCACCCUGCUGCCCUCCCGGGACAACCCCCGGCGUCUGCGCAUACUUCUGCGCUACAAAGUGGGGGACCACGAGGAAAAGACCAAAGACUUUGCCAUGGAGGACUGAGCGUUUCCUUUUCUCCCCUCUACCUUCUUCGGAAGGUCAGAAGAGAAAGGGAGAUCUCCUCUGCAAGUAGAGGACAUAGCUGUCUUACCUCACCCACCGUUUCAGGCAAAGGGAGUGACCAGUCUUCAUUUGAGGACAUUCUUCUGGCAGUGUUUAUUUUAAAAGCACUGAGAGUAUCAGCUUGGCUAUCUCUGAAGAGCAAUGUACCCCACAGGGUACCAGAUGAUCCAAAGGAGCACCACAGUCUUUGGGAUGAAGACACAUGGGAUGGAUGAAAGCUUCAGGUGUGCGGACACACCCAGGCACUGUCUGGUGUGUUCUAUGGAUUGGGACUGGUAACUUGAAGCCUAAGGCUGCAGGCCUGGAUUAUUAGACCCCAGAAAGAGCAUCAGAGUGAAGUCCCUCACACCUUACAUUUAUUUAACCCUCCAAAAAAUUUCCAAUUUUUCACAAAUUUAUUAAACCAAUGAGCAUAGUUGCUAAAAAUACAUUCUAAUAGUCACUGUGAUAGGGAUUUCGGGUUACAAGCACAUGCGAACUCUGCCCAUAAGUAGAUGUCUACCACUAAAGAAAGUAAGGGCCAUAUGGUAGGUUAGUUAGGACCUGGGUGGUUUUAGUGCCAGAAAAGAUGGAUUUUUUUUUCUUUUUUUAUACACACCAAGUAAAAAGGUGUCUAUAGAUGCUGGCUGAUAGACAUGCCUAAAGUUACAUACAUAAUUCUUGUUUGUGAAAUGGGAUCAUACACUGUGCAAGGGUGGCUUGGAACCCAAUGUGGAGCUGAGGAUGACUUUGGACUCCUGAAGCUCUUGUCUCCAUCUUCCAAAUGCUAGAGGUAAUAGCUCUGUACCACUGUGCCCAGCAUAGACCAGUUUUUGGCAGAACGUUAACAUAACUCUUGAUUUUCUAAAUGUAAACUCUUGUUAUACGAAUCCUGCAUUCUUCAGUUAAAAACUGGAAACUACAUACCACCUUAACGGCAACAAGGGUUUUAUUAUUUGAUGAUGAAGAGAGAGCGGUACAUACUAGAAAGUCUCUUAGAGCUGCCCAGAAGAACCAUCGACAGAGUAUAACUUCUUGAGUUUGACAUAGUAGACACUCAUUUGUACAGCCCCUAUGUUUAUUUCCUUAACACUAAUCAAAUGUGACACUUUCUGGGGUCUCCAGAAAACUGAAUCCAUGACAGUAGCAAAGACAGGUGAACUCCUUGUCAUUUGGUCAUUUGGGCAGAGAGACAUGGAUGUAAAAGAUAAGAAAAUGGAGUUCCAGGUGACUGAAAGGCACCUGCUGCAAACAGCUGCCUAACAUCCUGUUCACUGCCCACCUUGCUGUUAGCCCCACAGUUUACCUAGUGCUAAGGAAAGAGGGCUCCUAAGGAGCAUUUACUAACAGGCCCCACCCCUCCACAUUCGCAUCUCUGUAUAUGUAUCUCCAUUAAUUUCAUUAUCAACAGCUACAUAUAUCUAAGCACUAUAAUGAAUGAGCACAUCUGCCCCUCAGAGAACUAGGAUACAGUGGGAACAAUAAAACAGCAUCAGUGAUUUUCAUGCAUCCAUAAGCCUGGAAAUCCUUCCCAGCGGCUUAGCUCCGCUGAGCAAGGAUGGAAAGGCAGCUGUCAUCCUGUAAGCCUCUCUGAGGAUCAAAAGUCAUGUUCCUAUCAGGAAAUUGUGAACACCUGAGAAACUUUCCCAUCUGAUGUUGUAAAAUUAGACAAAAUAUUGGUGUGUUCCAUAGUAGACAGUAUAUUAAAUAGCUGAUGCUCAGCUAAUAAAAUAAAAUAAGCCAAAUGUAUAUUCAGCUGUGUGUGUAUGUAUAUUUGCGUCUUCCCCAGCUUUCUAUGUGAUUUCCAUGCUUCAUUUUGUUUAUUAUUUAUCCUUUCACUUGUAAUAAAUAUUACAUGUAUUUUUCAAA
Molecule: messenger RNA, 3123 nt
Organism: Mastomys coucha (southern multimammate mouse)
Lineage: Eukaryota; Metazoa; Chordata; Mammalia; Rodentia; Muridae
Gene: Prmt6
Product: protein arginine methyltransferase 6
Exons: 2
Coding region: 88-1215 (375 amino acids)
Biological process (GO): peptidyl-arginine methylation
Molecular function (GO): protein-arginine N-methyltransferase activity
Source: RefSeq, a predicted model, not a curated record